AUUGGGCGGCGCGAAGUCAACUUGCAGGGCGAUGGAGUUGGGGAAAUGGGCGCUGGGUCUCUGGGGCUUUUGCUUCCCUUUUGUUCCCGGUUUCCUCUGCUGGGAGAUCACCUUUCCCUUCCGAUCCAUGUACUGUCAGCUGUCGGACUCCUGCGCCUGCGCCUUCCAGGCUCAGCUGGACAAUCUGGAACUUGAUCUGUAUCGUCAUGUAUAUGGGCAGCAUUUAGCCAGAGAGGUGAUUGUCAGUGCCAUUAGACAGUUUACAGAAAACCAUGCACCAGUGAAGCCACUUGUGUUAUCGUUCCAUGGCUGGUCGGGGACUGGGAAAAGCUACGUCACCUCAUUGUUGAUGAGGAAUUUGUACCGGGAAGGAAUGAAAAGUUCUUACGUGCACCAGUUUGUACCCACCUUACACUUUCCUCAUGCCAGCCAGGUCCAUACGUACAAGGAGCGGUUGAAAACUUGGAUCAGCGGUAACCUGAGUGACUGCAGUAGAUCAGUGUUUAUAUUUGAUGAAAUGGAUAAAAUGCACCCUGGUUUAAUUGACGCUAUCAAACCCUUCUUAGGACACUCACAUGUUCUGUAUGGAACAAAUUAUCGGAAGGCAAUAUUUAUUUUUAUAAGCAAUGCAGGAGGUGAGCAGAUCAAUCAGGUGGCGCUGGAGUUUUGGAAGAAUCGCAAGGACCGGGAAGAAAUUCAGUUGGAAGAUUUGGAGUCCAACAUCUCCAGAGCCGUUUUCAACAACAAAAAUAGUGGGUUCUGGAACUCUGACAUAAUAAACGAAGAGCUUGUCGAUUAUUUUGUACCAUUUCUACCCCUGAAACAGAAACAUGUCAAGGAAUGUGUGAGGAGUGAGAUGUCUUCCAGGGGAAUAGAACUCAGAAAUGAAAUAAUCGCAGAAGUGGUGAACUCUAUGAACUUUAUCCCAGAGGAUGAGAGAUUAUUUUCUAAAACUGGCUGCAAGACUGUAUCUGCCAAGUUGGACUUUAGCUUGUAAGGAAUGUUGUUUGAGGGUUCGUGGGAGUCCAUUUGUAUUUCAGUGAGCGCCUUUGUUUCCUGGCCAAUUAAAAAGGGAAGACCAGGUAACACUUGCUAGACUAAAUAAUUUGCUGAUUUAUGUUUAACUUUUGAAUUAAUGUCCUGUUUUAAGGACUUAAUUUCUUAGUUUCAAAGGAAGAUAAUUUAAUUUACGGGACUUUUUAAAAAAAUAAUUAUUUAAUAUAUCAAAUUGUUUAAUUGAUUCAGGAUAAGAAAUUAAAAUUGGAAUAUCUUGUGUCAUUAAAAAUCUGGGGUGCAAUUUACGUGAAAUGUAUCCUGAAUCAGGUUUUCGGGAAUGGAUGAUGAAAGGUGGACUCACCCCUGUCCCCAGGAUGUUCUGAUGUGCUGUCCAAUAAAUGAGAUGCAUUUAAGAUGAAGUUAGGCAGGCAGACGUGGCUGUCAGGUCAUCUAGAGCCUUGAUUGCCUGCAUUAAGCAAAAUGGCACUGCUCUUCAGGAGGACAGACUGAAUACACAUCCAGAUAAACAGUUAAAGAGAGAAGCGCAUCUGCUGUAAAUCUGAAACAAACUGGGCUUCCUGAGGAAUUUAGUUUAAAUCUUUGUGUAAGAGUCUAUUUGUAUAUCAGUGAGACUGUAUGGGGGAGAAUCUAUUCACUGUAGCUGGUUUAAGUAAUUUGAUUUAUUCCUAGCGUUAAGAUUGAUGUCCUGUUUUGGAGACAUCAUUUAUUGCUCCAGAAGGUAGCUAGAACACGACAAACAAAGUUGAAAGCAAACAUCAGGCCAUUCAACAUCUGGACAAGCAGCAGGCUAGUUUUGCAUGUCAUCUUGACCAGAUAACCUUUCCCUCAGAAAUGGUGGUUGAAUUGUACCACAUUAAGGUGGCAUGAGAUGUUGUAGGUGCACUUGGACAGGCUGGGAGAUGCUUGGAUGCAGAGCCGUUCCCUCUGACUUGUACUGCCCAAAUCUCACAAUGGACAGAGGCUGUGAUCUCUGGCCAUUGCCACAAGAUUGUGGGCGUCCCAGGGUAGGAACAGUCCCACUGACUCGGUGACUCAGCCCACUGCUCCAGAAUCCAUUUCUCAAGUCACUAGAAGGGAAGUGUAUUCUCCUGGAGGGCAGGUAGGAAAGGUGGAAGGUACGAGGUUUGAUUUAGCAUUGCUUAAAAAUUGAGAAUCUGGCAGCCAGAUCAUUGAGCAUAGAAAAACCCGCAGGCUGCACAGAGACUAUUUAAUAACCUGAGCGUUGAAAUAAUUUGAGCAUUUUGGGCAGGUGUAAUUACUUUUAUGUGGUCAGUCAUCUGUGUCCAUGCUGAAAGUGGAUGUGGAGAUCGAAUAUGAAGGAUUUCUAUCCUGUAAAUUGAGGAAAUCUGACGUCUGCUAAUGGAUGUCAGAUCUUUAAUUGCCCAGUGGCUUCUAACCAUCUGUACCACUGAGGUGUAAUCUGGAAAGUGUUUUCAUGUGUUUCACACUGCUGAUUGAGGGGGGCAGAGUUCCUUACUUUGACUGGGUGUGGGGUACGAUGUAGAGACUGGUCGGGGCUUCCCUGGCACUUCACAAAAGGGAUUGAAAGCUGAGCAGGAAUAAUGGGAGAGACUGGAAGAGGGAAGGAUUGAAGAGUGUGGUUUUGGGAGGCCUUUUGAAGAUCGAGCAGCAUCGUGCGAACCACUCCCACAGAACUUGCUGCCUUUCCAAGAAACUGUAAAACAAAUUGUCACGUGUUGUUUUUUUCUCCACUCAACCAGUAAAAACGGGAAGAUCCAGUUGUGUAUUUGUGUCUGACUGCUCUGUAAGGCAUUGUGAUGCUUUGACUGAAAUUGGUCAUAACACAUACUCCCAGCCAUUAGUUCUCAAUCAGAUGGACUUUAUAUUGUAAAAUGUGAAAUAAAAACAUGUUUCCACCCAGUAUUGGCACACCAAGAGUGCGGCUCACACUGGCAGUUCAAGGUGCUUAUUUUAAAAUUGCAAUUUUGUUGAAAUAAUGAUCUUCAGUAUAUUUGUGUGGGCACCCUAACCUUAGGCAAUGGCACAUGAUAGUGCACACCCCUGAAUUCUGGCUGAAGAGGAUUCUCCUUCCACUUCUCUCUUGGCUUCUUCAUGGAGUGGAUAUGUUUUCUCUUGCCACAACAUGGCAGGCAGAAUCUUUCCCAACCAAAACCAGUCAGAUUAAUUUUCCUUUAAAGUAGUGAUGAAAGCAUUUGGUGACGAGUGCAGUAAAUUAUGUAAUAAUCUCAAUGUGAUUAUUCAGAAUUGGUGCUCAUGACUCAGAUCCAAACCUGGAUGUCUGCUUUUUUUGCAAAUUGACGACUUCUGUGCCAUAAAAUAGUAAAAAAUCAAAUCUGAAUGUAUAUUCACUCUGGUAUGUUGUAUGUUUGUAAUCUCUGAAACAGUUCUGUUUAAUACUUUCAUGUUUCAAAUUCUUUAUAUUUUGAAUGGGCCUAUGCUAACAGCAGAAAGCAGUAAAAGCUGAGCAUCUUCUGACCUAGUAUUAACAUGUUUACAACAUUUAUAAGUAAUUUUUAAAUUAUCAGUGUGCAAUACAUUUUUUAUAAAAUUAUUCAAAUG
Pristis pectinata (smalltooth sawfish) is the source of this 3558-nucleotide messenger RNA. Its product is annotated as torsin-1A-like. Gene Ontology annotation, cellular component: endoplasmic reticulum; nuclear envelope; endoplasmic reticulum lumen. Lineage: Eukaryota; Metazoa; Chordata; Chondrichthyes; Rhinopristiformes; Pristidae. The coding region runs from base 32 to 997 and encodes 321 amino acids. The record is from RefSeq and is a predicted model, not a curated record. The transcript is spliced from 5 exons. Gene Ontology annotation, molecular function: ATP binding; ATP hydrolysis activity.